Molecule: messenger RNA, 1116 nt
Organism: Diaporthe citri
Lineage: Eukaryota; Fungi; Ascomycota; Sordariomycetes; Diaporthales; Diaporthaceae
Exons: 4
Coding region: 1-1116 (371 amino acids)
Biological process (GO): transcription by RNA polymerase II; transcription initiation at RNA polymerase II promoter
Cellular component (GO): transcription factor TFIIF complex
Source: RefSeq, a predicted model, not a curated record
AUGGCGGAUCCAGCCGUCAAGCCUGACCCGGCUGUCAAGCAAGACCCGGACGCCCUCCAGGGCGGAUCCCCUAUGGCCAUUGAUGCCUACGAGGACGACGUCGGCGACCUGGAUCUCGACUUCUACGCCCCAAGGGACCCAGAUGGCAACCCGUCCGCCCAGGACAACCUCUUCAUGGCUCGCGUACCCACUUACGUCUGGUCUGCUUGGGACAAGAUUGACGACGACACCCCAAUCGAGAUCGGAAGGCUCCGCGCCUGGAGCGAGCCGGACAAGAAGGGCACACCCAAGAGGAAGAUGAGGCUCCUGCUGAAGAGCAACGUCUCCGCGCAUCAAGGCCUACCACGCGAGUACGACCUGGAUGACACCAACCAAGCAGUCAAGAACACCUUCAUCUUCACCGAGUCGGACAUCGAGGGCUUCAAGAACAAGAACAAGUUGCGCAAGGACGCUGCCGAUCAGCACAUUCCCUCCUACCUCCUGCGGGCCAAGGUAGAGAAGCCGCCUCAGCAGAGUUCUCGUGGCGGACGUGGACGACGAGGAAGGGAUACUUUCAGACAAGUCAUCCCCAAGAAAACCGCCAUCUACGGGCGCGUCUCACAGGAAGUCAACAUGAACCCGAUUGAUAACCCAGAGACCGCCUACCUCAUGGCCGUCCGCGCGCAGGAGCAGGUGACGCCCAAGAACACCACUCAGAUCAUCGACCGCUUCACCGUCACACACAACGUCGUCCAGGUCGGAACGGGCCAAGCCGCUAAGGCAUUCGAGAGCUUCAUCAAGGACUCGCGCACGCAGACCAAGAAGGCCAAGGCCGAGGCCAAGACCGCACGUAUGCCCGAGAACGAGCUCCUCGACAAGAUCUUCCAGUGUUUCCGACAGUACAACUACUGGUCGCUCAAGGCGCUUCGCUCUGCUAUACCUCAGCCCGAGGUGUACCUUCGGUCCACCUUGGAGAAGGUGGCCGAUUUGCACAAGAGCGGACGCUUCGCCAACAACUGGAGCUUGAAGGCGGAGCAUCAAGAUAUCGGCGCACAGGCUGUGGCGGAGACAGCACCCACCGUGAACUUCGCCGACGAGUCCGAGGAUGAGGAGAUGGAGGACGUUCAGAUCCAGUGA